Messenger RNA from Malania oleifera, 3656 nucleotides. Its product is annotated as splicing factor-like protein 1. Gene Ontology annotation, molecular function: mRNA binding. NCBI's taxonomy places the organism in Eukaryota, Viridiplantae, Streptophyta, Magnoliopsida, Santalales, Ximeniaceae. The transcript has 2 exons. The record is from RefSeq and is a predicted model, not a curated record. Gene Ontology annotation, cellular component: nucleus. The coding region runs from base 291 to 3221 and encodes 976 amino acids. Gene Ontology annotation, biological process: regulation of mRNA splicing, via spliceosome.
GGUGCAGGGAAUCUGUGCAGGUAGCAUGCUUCGCGCCCAUCCUACUGCCAUGCCCAAUAGAUCCAACGGCUGCGAUCCUUCUCUUCUUCUACGUCCGUAGCUGCGGGCAACUAUAAAUCAGGCAAACCAUGGAGAGGGAGAUGAAUAGGGUUGUUGGAGCUCCAAUGGCGGACGCGCUCGAAGCAAGUGUUUCGUCUCAUCGUUUCGAGUAGCUUGAAGCAGUUGUAGCAUAUUUCUAAGCUCCUUCUUAAUGGAUAGCAUUCAUUUGUAGUAAUAGUGAUCCUGGUACAAUGAGGAAAUAUGAAGCUUCUUCUAUUUCAAGGAUCACAAAGAAUUAUGACAACAAAGUUGAUGAGUCAGAUAAAUUCAGGAAGAAAUCUGAGGAGGAACCUUCAGGAAAAUCUCCUCCUCGGUUACUGUUGGAUGGGGAAAACGACGAGUUUGGGGAAAUAGAAGAAUUGCUACUAGAAGAGGAACCAGAGGAAGCAGAAGAGGAACCAGGAGUAAGGGCUGUAGAAGAUUCAGAAGAGGAACCAGAAGAAUGGCCAGUAGAAGAAGCAGAAGAACGACCAGAAGAGUGGCAGGCAGAAGAACUGUAUACAAAACUGGAAGAUGACCCAGAGGAGGAACCAGAAGAAUGGCCAGUUGAAGAAGAAGAAGAAGAAUCAGAGGAAUGGCAGGCAGAAGAACCAUAUAAGAAACUGGAAGAUGACCCAGAGGAGGAGCCAGAAGAAUGGUCAUCAGAAGAAGCAGAAGAUGAACCAGAAGAAUGGCAGGCAGAAGAACCAUAUAAGAAACUGGGAGAUGACCCCGAGGAGGAACCAGAAGAAUGGGCCAUAGAAGAAGCAGAAGAAGAAGCAGAAGAAUGGGAGACAGAAGGACCACAUAAGAAACUGGAAGAUGACCCAGAGGAGGAACCAGAAGAAUGGGCCAUAGAAGAAGCAGAAGAAGAACCAGAAGAAUGGGAGACAGAAGGACCACAUAUGAAACUGGAAGAUGACCCAGAGGAGGAACCAGAAGAAUGGCUGGUAGAAGAAGCACAAGAAGAACCAGAAGAAUGGGAGGCAGAAGAACCAUACAAGAAACUGGAAGAUGGCCAAGGGGAGAAACCAAAAGAAUUUUCAGUAGAGGCAGAAAAGGAUCCGGAAGAUUUUGGUUUUUUGACACUUCCAGGCCACAAUUCCGAUGAGAUUAAACAGCCAAUGAACGAUCUGGGUGAGGAUCCAUCAGAAGAAUUUGCGCCGAAGUCAUCUUCUAGGAAUGACUUCAUUGAAAGUGAACAGCGGCUAAAAUCUGUUCCUAAAAAUUCUAGUGGAAAAAAGAGGUCAUUGGAUGUUACACCAGAUGAAUUAGCUAUUCCACCAGUUCAUCUGUCACUAAAGAAGCUCAGACAAGGGGACUACUCAAAAUCAAAAUCAGAUGUUGGUUCUGCUGAUGGAAAUCUCCAAAGCAAAUCUAUAGUUCCCAAGGAAGCUGUUAGCAAUGCAAAAGCUUCUGAACAAGAAGAGCAUGCAGGAAGUUCUGGAAAACGAAGGCGUCCAAAUUGGGAUACUCAGCCUGAAGAUGGUGCUAUAAGGGAAGGUGAUGUGACCGGUAAAAAAAGGAAAACAGUUGGGGAUGGUGAUGAUUCUCAAUUUAAAAUGCUUGGUCCAAUUCAGCUGCCUGACUUCAAGAAAGAGUUCGUUUAUGAAUCUAAGCUGGAAAUAGAAAUUGCAGAGUUGAAAGAAAACCUAAUUGCUAUAAACAGCUUGCUGCGAAGAUCAGAGCUUCAUGUUGACAGACCUGAGAACGAGAGAUCUCCUUCUCCUGAGCCAGUGUAUAACCACCUCGGCAUCAGAAUGAAUACGCGGGAAGUCAGGCUUCGUCAGAAACUCAUCGAAGAGCGUCAAGCUAUCAUUUCAAGCUUGAUUAAGAAGAACCCUGCAUUCAAACCUCCCUCUGAUGACAACCCCCCAAAGCUCUUUAAGAAACUCUAUAUACCAGCGAAAGAGUAUCCUGAGUAUAAUUUUAUUGGUCCUAUAAUUGGCCCGCGGGGAAACACACAAAAGAAAAUGCAAAAGGAAACUGGGGCGAAGAUUCAAGUAAGGGGUAAAGGUGCCUCAAGAACAGAGCUGGAACCCAAUAACUCUGAUGCAGAAGACUUACAUGUCUAUAUAGAGGCAGAUAACCAAAAUUCACUGGAUGCAGCAGUGGCAAUGGUUGGGAAGCUAUUAAUUCCAUUCCAUGAGGGAGUAAAUGAACACAAAUUAGCUCAACUAAAGGAGCUUGCCGAACUUAGUGGAACAGAUAGAAGCAAAAAUUUUGGAUGCAGCGAGGAAGGACAUGAACAUUAUGCCUGCCCUCGCCUGCCUUCUACAUUUAGUAACGCCAAGUCAUGCAAUACUUGUGGUAACAACAACCAUCCCACAGCCUCUUGCCACAUCAAAGUUUUGUCUCAGGAGUGCAGCGAACUGCCAGGUUCUUCCAGAUUGGACCUUGGUCCAACUCCGGUUCCACAAUGCAAACCCAACAAAGAAACCAAUGGUACCAGUCUCUACGUUGCCAAUCUUCCUCAUGGUAUGGACGAUGCGAGAUUAAAAGAGCUGUUUUCUUCAUUUGGUAAGAUCAUAUCAGUAAGAGUGAUUAAGGACCGAGUUACUGGAUUCAGCAGGGGCUAUGGCUUUGUUAAUUUUGAAAGUUCUAGUGAUGCUGCCAUGGCUGUCAUGAGAAUGCAAGGAUAUAUACUGUCUGGGAAGAUGUUGGUGGUAAGGGUUGCUGGGCGGCCACCAAUCGCAGGACCCUUUCUCGCAAACCCUGUUCAGAACCGCCCUUGGGGUGCAGCUGUUUACCCAGGUGGCCCUAGUCCUACAACUUGGUUCUGCUCAUCAGGGUCAACGUUGCUGGAACCUCAAGCCUACUUUCCUAAAGUUGCAGGAAUGGGUUUGUGUUCUUCCCCCAUCUGUUUGGGGCAUGGGGAAUUCCCUCCCAAUAUUGUGUCCUAUCCUGUGUCCAAUGUCUCAAGCCUAACUGACUUAGAUGGCACAGGCAGCUUGCAUUCAUCUUAUGCAGUACUGAACCAAAUCCCAUUUUCAUCACCCACUUCACUUGCACAUAUUCCAGGCUAUUCAUAUUGCCCUGAUUUUCAGUGUCAGACAUAUGUUGCCCCGCCAACAUUUGAACCAUCUUCAGCAUUGCAUCCCAUUCAGCCACCGGUGGAAACUUGUCCCAUGCCCAACAACUGAUCUGCAGGAACCAUCAUUGCUGAUCAGUUACUCCCAAGAGAGUGAACCAAAACCUGUUUCCUAUGCAAUCCCUGAUUUGCAGGAACCACCAUUGCAUCUCAUCCAUUCAUCGGGAGGAAGCUGUACCCUGUCCAGUCACUGAUCUUUCACUGCAGGAGCUACGUACCAUUGCAACUAGGUCGAUCAGUCACCCGAGUGUGAAAGCAGGAACAGAUUUCCAGUUUUCCAGCAACCCGUCUGCCGCAGUAGGAUGCUUAAAAGCGUGGAGUCCUAUUGUCCUUUUCGCUAAAGAAGUAUGCCUUUCUUGACCUAAUUUGUGACACUUCCUCUUGGAACUAGUUGUUAACUGUUCGUACCUCAUUUCUGACUUUUGUAGUAGCUACUUUAGCUAAAAAACAAAUAUUAAUAUGUUAGUUAUGUAGUAAUAGUUUUACA